AUGCAACAGCAGCAGCUAAAAAGCCUACAGGACCUCCAUCAUAUCCAGGAAGUGGAGCUUCAGAGACAACAGGAAGAGCUCGUUCAGCAGCAGCAACGUCAGGAGAAGCUGCUUGUAGCACAGCGCCGCCAACGGGGGGCCGUCGCGUCUCGCGGCCAAGCACAUUCAGCCGCUUCACUGAUGGCAAGUGCCGGAGCGCAGGCGCGUGUACCUGUUCAUGCACGCGCGGACACAAGUUCGCUUCAUGUGAGAAACGAUGAAGGCGACAGAAAGCCGCCGGCGGCUGCUCAUUCAUCUCCGCUGUCUCCUCUCGCACACGGCGAGGGGCCUAUGCCCCAUCCUGUCUUUUCACAAGGUGCAGCUGCGGUACCUGGGAGUCCCUGCGGUGCUGACUCGCGCGACAGUCCGAGUCGCCUGCUCCUUGUCCUGCGGUGCGCGGAUGCGGACGGGGUUGGCGAUGCUCGUGAGUUGCUUGGCUCCGGGGAUGUCGUGCGUCUUCGUCUCCAGCACUACCUCGUAAACAAGCUCAGGGGCCACCCCGUCCUGCGACUGGUGUCUGAGACGGAUGCAACGAGGCGUGGAGCUGAGAAUACUUCUUUCGCCGGAAGGCUCAAGAGUGCUGUCUUCGGUGAAGCACCUCAGGACAGGGCCAGAAGAAAAUUCGUAGUUGUGACAGCGGAUGCCGAAAAGCUCCUUCUGGUCCUCGAGGAAGUAGGGGGGUUGAAGCUUACUAGGAACGGGGUAUUCUUCGCUCCUUACAGAUCGGCAUGCAGAAGCUUGUUCAAAGGCGGCAGGAAAGACUCACGACUGUUUCUCACUCCCAACGAGGCCGUGGAACUCAUGAGGUCGGAACUAUUCGCCAUGCGGUUUGGCUCAGAUGCACCGUUUCAGAGUCUGCAGGGUCUCAGUGUGCUGGAGGUUUGCAUAGCGGCUGGUGUCGUGGAGGAUUUCUUGCCGCUUCACCAGCCUCGGCUUCUCUCAGCACUACAAGCCAUGGCUCCUUGUGGUUGCGGAAGAAACAGUGGAGCUCUUUGUUUGCGGAGACGCGGGUGCGGGCACAACGCAUGCAGCAGUACGCAAUCGGGUCUCUGUGCUUCGGCGGCCGCCACGUUCGCUCCAUACGACGUGCUUGUCGCAGCAUAUUUCGGAUAUCCAGCUGCUGCGUUCUCUCUAUUCGUCCGCUGGCUUCGCCGCCUUCUCUUCUUCCUGCUCUCCUUCUGUGUGGCUACCACCCUCUUCCACCAUCUCGUACCUUCGCUUCGCCGUCGCCUCGCGAGCGCCGCCGCAGAGGCGGUUCCGGGCACCGUCGCGUUGCAGGCGGCCGCCGGCAUUUUCGGAGCUGGAGAAUCCGGCGUCUCUGCGGUCGCAGCAGCUGCGGGUGCAGCUCUCGCAGCGACUGUGGCGGCUGUAGCGGGUGGAGUGGAGAUGCUUCUCCGGCUUGUGGACUCGUCGGCAGCAGUGAGAGGCGCUACUGGGAUCGUCAUUUGCCUUGUGACGAUCUUCAAGCUCCGAGGCCUGGGAACGACGCUUCCUCUUUUCCGAUACACUCUCGGGGUGUCCAGCCUCCCUCCCUUCUCUUUCGCUUCGUCUAGUUCAUCCCUUUCUUCCACGUCACCCUUCUCGGCGCUCCUUUUCUUUGAGUGGCCGACGCGCCUGCUGCGGCAGAAGAUCGAAUCCCUCUUGGCAUUCGCGGCUUCUCCUUCAGAGGGACUGUCUUACGCCUCUCACCCUCUGUUUCGUCGCGCCUUCCUCAAAGAAACAUCUGGCUCGAUGCUAGGGUUGGGUGCCGGUCUCUCAACUCCUCACGGCACAAUUCAUCAUGCUGACCCCUGGUCUGCUUCAUCGGUGACUGGGCGAGGGGGAGAACCAGUGUCAUUCAGAAGGGAGGCUCCAGAAGAAGGAAUUGAAAUUAGAGAGAACGCCGACCCCAUUUUUACGUCCAGACGACGAUCUUCAUCCUGGUCGACAUCAAGCGUGGCGAAACUUGGCCUCUAUGCGUGCCUUUACCUCCUGUUGGUCUGCCUUUGCCUGGUCGGUCUGGACGUCACCCGCCUUCUUCCCAUGCCGCCGCUGGGCCUGUGGAGCCGAACUAUUUUGCAGCGCCUGCUGUCUCCGUUUCCUCUCUUGCAAUGGCCUACAUUUGCAGCCUUGCCAGCCGCUUCGUUCUCUGCUUGCCAGGCCGUCCAGGCGGUGGAUCCGCCGGCGGCCGUCGCCUUGUCUCAGCCUUGGUCCCCGACGCCUCCCCCUUCUUCGUCCUGGCACUUUUUCACCGCAGCUUUUCAUUCUCCCCUCCUGGGUGCGUGGGCAGUCAACGAGGGCCUGCGGCUUUUUUGCGGACUAGCUGAAGGCCACGUUAUUUCUCUCCUGGUGGUCCUCCUUUGCGCCUUCCGAGCACUAGCGACUAUCUCCUGUUUCUUGGGCAGACAGCUUGUUGGCAUCCGUCUGCCGCUGACGGCUUCACUGGGGGAGGAGGCGGCCUGCAUCGACGAUGAGGAAGAGGACAGGCAGCAUGUUGCUGUGCGACAACCCGAUGCGGCUAUCCAGUUGUACGUGGAGCUCGCCUCCCUCUUCUUUUCGGUCUUCUCUCUCUCCGUACUUCUCGGCAUCAGUUCGGCAUUGCAGGUCGCCCUGUCGUCUUCUCUUUUGGUCCUCACUUGCGCAAUCGUCCUCGACUCUGUGCUUUCUCUUGCUUUUUAUCGGCGAGGGCGCGGCGGCAGCUCGUCGAUGUCUUGUCAUGCCAUUCCGUCUUCUUCCUCACACACUGCCCAGUUGCAGGCGUCUCGACGACCUUAUUUCUUCACGCCUCUGUAUCUCUACGCGUCUGUCCUUCUUCUCACUCUUCCUAUCGCUGCACUGAACGGCAUUCUCCUUCCGUUCCUCGUUCUCACCCUUCUCGCCUGCGGCCUGCUCUCUCUCCGCGCACAUCGGGGGCUCCUGUCCUCCCGGAGGAGCUUCAGCGGUAGCGGUAAAUCCUUCACCGACUUUCUUGACCUUUGGGUGCCUGCUUGGGGCAACCAGCUGACACUACUCCUCGUUGCCAUCGCGUCGUCUGCACUUUUCUCAACUCCUCCCUUCCGCGCAAUCACUACCGCUUCACGAAGAGGAAUGGAUCACCCGGCCGCUGCGCUAGCCCACAGCUCCGCGGCAGAUGGAAUAAACAACGAAUUCAUUCAGUUUAUGCUUCCCGCCUGGCUGUUGGCGAUCCAGCAAGCAGCUGUCUUGGGAGCUGUCCUGUUCUUCCUCUCCUGGUCUGUCCCUUCAACAACGCCGAAGCUCAGGCUGGUCCUCGAGAUGGCGGAGCGUGAGCUGAGUGCGCACGAGUUCGGAUUCGCCGUGCAGCGCAAAGAGACAGAAGAGCCGGCACCCCUCACCUGUCAUCUGGUGGGGCUUCCGAAGGUCCCUGCGACUCCCCCUGUACCCUUCUUCACUCGAUGCAGGCGAUUUUUUUCUCCUCCUCUUCUUGUCUUGUGCCCUUCCGCCGUCCGGCGGCGCUCACGCGUCGGCUGUCCUACGCCUCCAAGUCUUUUCGAGGGGGCGGCGCUGCAAAAAAUGACACUCGAGGUGUUCGGUGUUGUAGCGCGAGCGGAAAUGAAGGGUGACGAAGACGUCAGCGGAAAAUCCGAGGACGUCCUACCUCACGUCAACAUCCGACAGCUUUCCGCGGCCACCGAUCAGUUCAUUGCUUCUCUUCCGCGAGGUCCGGGGAGCGUUCUGACAACUCCUUCUCAACCAUCCUCGGUUGCUGUGGCGGCCUCCAAGGAGCGCGCUGAAGACACAAAACGGCGCGUCAACCAUUUCUUGGGCGAGUGGCUCUUUAACCGAAGCAAGUCCGAGAGCAUGAGCCCCCUGACGCAGCACCUGGGGAUUCCGUGGGUGGUGCGGCAGGCCGUGGAGAAGUUUACGCCGCAGCUGACAUACACGUAUGAGGCAGAGAAAAACGAAUUAGCGAUUGCCACGACUCUCACUGCCGGACUCACAAAGACAAUCCGCCUCAAUCUCUCGGGUUUGGGAGUGGAGCAGAGCGACCAAGAUGCAGGAGGGGCAUGGAAGUCAUCCACGCGACUUGAGGGCUCGAUUCUCAAGACUGUCCAGCGGAACGAUUCUCAGAGUGCAACUCUGUACGAGACGCGUCGAGUCAUUAACGACAGCGGUAACCCGGAUGACCACAGCAAAGACCAGCUGUGGUACACAGCCCAGCUGCACAAGGACAAUCUUGCUGAGGACGUUGUUGUCAAUCGCUACUUUGACCGCGUGAACGGUCCGCCGGCUUUAGAAGGAACUGAUUUUCCAUAUCUCGCUGACGAGCAACCCGGGAGUGGCCAAGCGGAGGAUGUGUACGGCGGACAAGAGAGUCAUGGCAUUUCCACGGAGGGGGGGUCGACCAGAACGUCCGCACAUGGUAGAACAGGCAGAGGUUCCCGUCCUGACAAGGAUGACAAACUCGAGAAAAUGGGUGAAGAGGCGGUGGAUGCGGUAAAAGACGUAGUGGACAGUGCCCUACGGUCGGACGCGUCCAAAGCGGGGUGGUCUGUCACCAGCGGAAAGGCAGGAAGCAAGAUAUUCCUGAGAGAUGACGGAGGUGAUAAAAAGCUUCCUUUGGUGGGACUUAGCGUUAUCACCAUGAAGGCUGGCAUAUCAUUGAAGGAUGUUGUUGACUACCUUACGGAUCCGGCAAGCAAGCUGCAGUUCGACCCUCAAACUCUGAAAGCUGUCAAGUUGGAGGAGUUGUCUUGUGGAUCUCGUAUUCUGUACCAAGCAUUCAAAGGGCAGUGGGGCUUUGCUGGUCGGGACUUCCUUCUUCUUUCUCGCCGAAAAGAGAUUUCGGAUAAGCGUGUCGUCAUCGGGUUUCGCUCCAUCGAGUAUUCCCAAGCCCCGCCUGCGGCUGAGCUAUGGCCUGCAGGAGCAGGAGAGUUCGUCAGGGCAACGCUCCUGAGAGGUGGCUAUGAUCUGCAGGUGCUCUCCGAUGGAGUCGUCCAAGUUUCCUUUGUACUUCAGGCCGAUCUGAAAACUGACGCCGUACCUGCUUGGAUAAGCAAACGCGUGAAGUCCGACCAGCUGAAUAUCGUGACGGCAAUCAAAAAUCAUAUCGAGAAACGCUAUGGAUGA
Besnoitia besnoiti is the source of this 5106-nucleotide messenger RNA. RefSeq lists its product as uncharacterized. Gene Ontology annotation, molecular function: lipid binding. The record is from RefSeq and is a predicted model, not a curated record. Lineage: Eukaryota; Apicomplexa; Conoidasida; Eucoccidiorida; Sarcocystidae. The transcript has 19 exons. The coding region runs from base 1 to 5106 and encodes 1701 amino acids.